AUGCUGUUGCAAGUUAUCUUCAUAUUCCUCGCGCUUCAGGUGAACAGCGUGACUCUUAAACCCUAUGAACGACAUGAGGCUCCCGUCGCCGACCAGACGUUCGAUUAUGUGGUUGUUGGUGGCGGUACCGCUGGAAGCACCAUUGCGACACGACUAGCACAGAACGACUUCAAAGUCGCCUUAAUUGAAGCUGGCGGAUAUUAUGAGCUCCAGUCUGUGGCGGAGAUUCCCGCUGCUGAUGCACUGCCUGUGGGAUCAGAUCCAGCUACCAGCGCACUCGAGGAUUGGGGGUUUGUCGCCAGAGGUCAACCAGGUGCUAAUGGUCGAGCGAUUCAUUAUGCACGUGGAAAAUGUCUCGGAGGAUCAUCAGCCUUGAACUAUAUGAUCUAUCAGCGUCCGACGCGCGAGUCCAUGACGCAAUGGGCUAUCGUAGUUAAUGACAGCAGUUAUACAUUCGACAAAGUUCUCCCAUUAUACAAAAAGAGCGUCAAUUUCACGCCGCCAAACACCAAUUAUAGGGCUGAGAAUGCCUCGGCGGCCUACGAUGCCGAUGCGUAUGACCCAAAUGGCGGGCCAUUACAAGUGUCGUAUUCAAACUUUGCCAUGCCUUUCUCGUCCUGGAUGAGCCUUGGUAUGGAUGCCAUCGGCAUCAAGAAAACGAAAGACUUCAACCUGGGAACUAUAAUGGGCGCCCAGUAUUGUUCAUUGACUAUUGACCCGUCAUAUGAGAUUCGCAGCAGCUCGGAGGAAUCUUUCCUCUCCAAGAUAACUCCCAGCUCAAGGACAAUAUACAUAAAUACUCUCGCCAAGAAAAUAGUCUUCGAUGGGAAUAAAAGAGCAACGGGAGUGCAAGUGAAAGGCCAACUUGAUAGUACCAUUACCAUUUCAGCAUCGAGGGAAGUUAUCAUCUCCGCCGGUGCUUUCCAAUCUCCCCAGCUUCUCAUGGUAUCCGGCAUUGGCCCAGCUGAUCAAUUGAAGGAGCACGGAAUUGACAUUGUGGCUAAUCGACCGGGGGUCGGCCAGAACUUGUGGGAUCACCCCUUCUUUGCGCCUACGUACCGAGUGCGCGUAACAACAUUGACUGGGCUUGUCACAAACCUCAUCUACGCAGCUGGUGAAAUUAUCGGUGGGCUGAUUGCUAAAAGAGGAAUCUUGACAAACCCAGGGUCGGAUUUCCUGGCCUGGGAGAAGAUACCGCAAUUUCUGCGCUCGGCCUUCUCUCAACAAACGCUCAAUAAAUUAACCCAGUUCCCUCCUGACUGGCCUGAAGCAGAGUAUAUGUCUGCUCCAGCAUAUAUCGGCAACGUCUCCAACCUCUUAGCAACCCAGCCAAGAGAUGGAUACCAGUAUGCCUCGAUGCUUGGUGUAUUGGUAGCACCUCUAUCCCGAGGCAAUAUCACGUUGGCAUCAGCAGAUACUUCAGAUCUACCUGUGAUCAAACCCAACUGGCUCGAUGACCCAGCGGAUCAAGAAGUUGCCAUUGCCAUGUUCAAGCGGAUGCGCCAGGCUUUCCAAAGUAAAGCCAUGGAGCCGGUAAUUAUUGGCGAUGAGUAUUACCCUGGAUUGCAGGUUCAGUCUGAUGCACAGAUCCUCGAGUUCAUUAAGAAUAAUGUCAUGACUCUGUGGCAUGCUGGUUGUACUUGCAAAAUGGGCACUCCGGAUGACUAUAUGGCCGUGGUUGACUCGCAGGCGCGCGUUUAUGGUGUGCAGGGACUACGUGUGGUCGAUAUUAGCGCGUUUCCUUUCCUGCCACCUGGUCAUCCUCAGUCGACAGUUUAUAUGCUUGCCGAGAAGAUUUCCGCGGAUAUUAUUCAAGGUUCCUAA
This is a messenger RNA of Penicillium paradoxum, 1824 nucleotides long. RefSeq names its product GMC family oxidoreductase. Gene Ontology annotation, molecular function: flavin adenine dinucleotide binding; oxidoreductase activity, acting on CH-OH group of donors. Gene Ontology annotation, biological process: secondary metabolite biosynthetic process. The record is from RefSeq and is a predicted model, not a curated record. The coding region runs from base 1 to 1824 and encodes 607 amino acids. The transcript is spliced from 5 exons. NCBI's taxonomy places the organism in Eukaryota, Fungi, Ascomycota, Eurotiomycetes, Eurotiales, Aspergillaceae.